CAUUGAUAGGUGGCACUGACUGGCACUGAUGGGUGACACUGAAAGGCAGCUCAGAUGGGCACUGAUAUGUGGCAUUGAUGUGCACUGGUAGGCACUGAUAUGUGGCAUUGAUGUGGCACUGAUGGGCACUGGCACGUGGCACUGAUGAGCACUGACAGCUGGCACUGAUGGACACUGACAAGUGGCACUGCUGGGGCUACACUGAUCAUCAGGGCACACUGAUCAUCAGUGCACUGAUGAUCACUGUCAGCGUGACAGCUCGAGAGGAGAGAAAUGCCGAUAACCGGCAUUUCCCUGUUUACAUGUGAUCAGCUGUGAUUGG
Messenger RNA from Staurois parvus, 322 nucleotides. The record is from the annotation of a GenBank genome assembly. Lineage: Eukaryota; Metazoa; Chordata; Amphibia; Anura; Ranidae.